This is a messenger RNA of Schistocerca gregaria, 956 nucleotides long. RefSeq names its product ceramide synthase 4-like. The coding region runs from base 5 to 928 and encodes 307 amino acids. The transcript has 3 exons. Lineage: Eukaryota; Metazoa; Arthropoda; Insecta; Orthoptera; Acrididae. Gene Ontology annotation, molecular function: sphingosine N-acyltransferase activity. Gene Ontology annotation, biological process: ceramide biosynthetic process. Gene Ontology annotation, cellular component: endoplasmic reticulum; membrane. The record is from RefSeq and is a predicted model, not a curated record.
CUUAAUGGACAUCUCUAAGCUCGAAUACUUUUUUGAUGUUCACCCUAUUAGCACUGUAGUUAUUAUGACAAUUUGUCUUUCAUGUAUCCGAUGGACGUUGAAUAAAUUGUCACCAUCUCGGUUCGUCAAUAUAGAUGAACCAUCGCCUUUUAAAAGCCUGGUUUUGAGAAACAAAAUCAAUGAGUCGCUUUGGUUUUUGAUCUAUUAUACGUUCUCGUUCGGAUACAACGUCCGAAUCCUAAUAGAUAAACCCUGGAUCUGGGACACGUCUCAGUACUGGUCCACCUCAAAUAUAUAUCCAUUUAGCUUCAAAUUUCUGUAUUUUUUACAGUUGUCAUUUUAUAUCUCCGCUCUAUGUUUCGUAUUAUUUUUGAGCAAUGCACGUAAAAAUCAUCAAGACAAAUAUGCGAUGAUGAUUCAUCAUAUGGCAAGCAUUGGUCUGAUCCUUUUCUCAUACAUUCUACGAGAAAUUCGAAUUGGGAGUUUUGUAAUGUGCCUGCACGAUGUAUCAGACAUUUUUUUAGAAAGUGCCAAAAUAUCUCGAUACAUAAAUUGCCACCAAGCCAAAGUCAUCUUAUUCAUAUGUUUUGCCCUGGUAUUCUUUGUAUCCCGUCUAAUAAUUUACCCUACACGGGUCCUAUAUCCCGCUGUCUUGCAAAAGUCAGGCAAAUACUACGAAUGGAUCGUACGGGUACCUAAAGGAUCUAUAAACCGAAAAAAAACAAUGUUAAUUAAUUGGAAAAUACCACAACUUCAGUUUUGGUUCAUCGGGCUGGGCUCACUGCAGCUCUUGCACAUAUAUUGGUUUAUACUGAUACUUAGAAUGAUUUGUGGAGCGCUGAAAAAUCGUAAACUGAAAGAAGACAUAAGAAGCGAUGAUGAAGAAGAAUUAGUAGUAGUAGAAAAAACCAAAGUGAGGACUGAAUAAAAAGACUCCACAUAUAAUAGGCAAAUAA